Messenger RNA from Asparagus officinalis (garden asparagus), 1619 nucleotides. RefSeq names its product uroporphyrinogen decarboxylase 1, chloroplastic. Gene Ontology annotation, molecular function: uroporphyrinogen decarboxylase activity. The record is from RefSeq and is a predicted model, not a curated record. Lineage: Eukaryota; Viridiplantae; Streptophyta; Magnoliopsida; Asparagales; Asparagaceae. The transcript has 6 exons. The coding region runs from base 47 to 1345 and encodes 432 amino acids. Gene Ontology annotation, biological process: porphyrin-containing compound biosynthetic process.
AAAAAUCUCAACUUUUCUCCUCGUCCGCCCUCCUUAUCAGCGUGAAAUGGCGAGCGCAGUGUGCUCGCCCUUCUCAAAUUCCAUUUCUACCCUUAUCAAGUCACCAAAUUCCUCCUCUAUCCCCAUAUUCUCCUCCCCUAGAAACCCUAGCUCCAAUCUCAGACUCUCCCCUAUCUCCAGCUCAGGCAGUCUCCGUCCUCUCAGGGCCCAGAAUGUAGAGACUAGCCAGAUUACUGAGCCUAGUGGUAUUGAAUCUCGCGAUUGUGAAGCGAACGAUCCGAUCCUAGUCCGGGCUGCUAGAGGAGAGCCGGUUGAUCGUCCUCCAGCAUGGAUGAUGAGGCAGGCAGGAAGGUAUAUGGCUGUUUAUCAAAAGCUUGCAGAGAAACAUCCAUCCUUCAGGGAGAGAUCAGAGACAGUAGAUCUUAUAGUGGAAAUUUCUUUGCAGCCUUGGAGAGCCUUUCGUCCAGACGGGGUCAUAAUUUUCUCAGACAUACUCACCCCCUUGCCUGCAUUUGGCGUUCCUUUUGAUAUAGAAGAACUGAGGGGUCCAGUUAUUCAAUCUCCAAUUCGUGACAGGGAGGGGCUCAAGAAAUUGCAUUCCAUUGACUUAGAGAAGGUUAAUUUUGUUGGAGAGUCCUUGAGGAUCUUGCGUAGAGAGGUUGGGGAUAAAGCAGCCGUUCUUGGUUUUGUUGGAGCACCAUGGACAAUUGCAACCUAUAUUGUUGAAGGAGGUACAACACGUACAUAUACAACAAUAAAAAGCAUGUGUUACACUGCACCAGAGGUGCUGAGAGCUCUUCUCUCUCAUCUGACCCAAGCGAUAGCUGAUUAUAUUAUUUACCAAGUAAAUUCUGGAGCUCAGUGUAUACAAAUCUUUGAUUCAUGGGGUGGGCAGCUACCACCUAAUGUUUGGGAGAUUUGGUCCAAGCCAUACAUUGAAGAGAUAGUGAACACAACGAGGAAAGCAUGCCCUCAUAUACCUUUGGUUUUGUAUAUAAAUGGUAAUGGCGGGCUGCUUGAAAGAAUGAAGGGAGUUGGAGUUGAUGUCAUAGGACUUGAUUGGACAGUGGACAUGGCAGAUGGUAGGAAAAGGCUCGGUAGUAACAUCAGUGUUCAAGGAAAUGUCGAUCCUGCAUAUUUAUUUGCCCCACUUCCAGUUUUAACCGAUGAAAUCCACAGGGUGGUGAAGAGUGCUGGACCAAGGGGACACAUACUUAAUCUUGGUCAUGGAGUCCUUGUUAAGACACCAGAAGAAGCAGUUGCUCAUUUCUUUGACGUUGCAAGGGGGUUAAGCUAUAAAACCCUCUUUGAAGAUAAUGCACCGGAAUUGGCUCCUGUUCGUUGAUCAUCGCCUUAUCUUAAGUUGAAAAUUUUGAAGUAGGUGAUUUUUCGGCUUUCCGCCACCUACCAGCAUUCUGAUGAAUUAUAUCAUUCUGAUGAGAGAUUUUUCUGUAUCAAUGUAAUCUUCUUUCUCAUGUACAUACUCGAGAAAUGUUUGAUAAUUACAUGCUUGAGUUGUUCGUAUGUGAUGGCUGCUGUUUUUGUAUAUUUUCCCAGAGGAAGCGGUUGCUUUCUGAUCAUUCUCAGGUACUAUCAAGAAUAACACGGUAGCAUAUAAG